AUGUGCACCGACCAGGACCAUGCAGCACGCCCCUGCUUCCUGUUCCUUGCAGGCCUGCUCUCUUUCUUCUGCCUGCUUGAGGCCGACAGGCGAGGCGAUGACACUGGAGGGACGGCACGGUGUUUCCUCAGUGGCGCGCGCGUGUCAGGCGAGCCCAUGGGAGGCGAGAAGAGCGUAUUCAGUGAACCAAGCUGCGGAGACGCGAAGGAGAGAGGAGCACCGGGGGAAGCGAGCAGCGGAAGAGCCAUCCGGAGCCUGAGGGUGUCGCAUCCACCUCCACCCCACCAUCCUUUCUUUCCCACCGCGCCGUCCUCUCUCCCUCCCACCCACCCUCACCUCCCACCCAUCCUCGCCUCUCCUUCCUACCCGCCGUCGCCGCUCCCUCCUCCCGCCGCCGCCGCUCCCUCCCACCCCGCCGUCCCCUCUCCCUCCGCCGUCGCCUCUCCCUCAGCCGUCGCCUCUCCCUCCGCCGUCGCUCUCCCUCCGCCGUCGCCUCGCCCUCCCCAUCGUCGCCUCCCUCCCCAUCCCGUCGCCUCCACUCCCUCCCAUCCCGUCGCCUCCGCUCCGUCCCAUCCCGUCGCCUCGGCUCCCUCCCAUCCCGCCGUCGUCCCCUCCCACCCCGCCGUUGCCUCUCUCACCUACCCGCCGUCGCCACUCCCUACCCUCUCGCCGCCGUCUCUCCCUCCCAUCCCGCCGCCGCCUCUCCCUCCCAUCCCGCCGCCGCCUCUCCCUCCCAUCCCGCCACCGCCUCUCCCUCCCAUCCUGCUUCGCCACUCUCUCUCAUCCCGCCGUCGCCACUCCCUCCCAUCCUGCCGCCGUCUCUCCCUUCCAUUCCGCCGCUCCUCGCCCUCAUCCCGGCCGCGCCACUCCCUCCCGUCCCGCCGUGGGGAGGUUUGA
Molecule: messenger RNA, 897 nt
Organism: Closterium sp. NIES-65
Lineage: Eukaryota; Viridiplantae; Streptophyta; Zygnematophyceae; Desmidiales; Closteriaceae
Source: the annotation of a GenBank genome assembly